AUGAGCUCUAUACAAAAUAAGUUUAGCAGUGAACAUUACUUAAAUAAUCCCAAAUAUACACUGGAGCAAUUCAACAAUCUUGCUAGUUGUGUCACAUCUAUAUUAAGCUCUGUCGAUGUCGAAAUUGCUGCUUCAUACCAAUAUUGCAAUAGCAAGAAUAAAAGCAAAGAGAUCAAAGCAUUUGCCAAAUUAUCUGGGAAUAAUUGGACUUAUUUUAUUAAGACUUUAAAAGUUAGUAUUGGUAGAAAUACUGAUAAGAUUGAUGAUGUAAGAGGAAUGGCCGCAUUUGAUACUGAUGCACCUAACAUUACCACAGAUUUGAAUGGCUCUACUAUUGAUUUAGGUCCUGCAAAGACUGUUUCAAGAAAACAUGGUAUAAUCGAAUUCAACAGGGAAACUGGUAAUUGGGAUUUAAUCAUUACAGGACGUAAUGGUGCUAAAUUGAAUUACAAAAAAAUUAAGACACAUAAUUUAAAUAAAAGAAUACCUUUGAGUUGCGGUGACGUCAUCGAUAUGGGUGGAAUACAAAUGAUUUUCAUCCUACCAGAUCAAAUGCCAAUUAUAAAUUCAACCUGUUUAACACAUUUCAUUCCCAAAUUGGUAACAAUAUAUGGAUUAAAUGGUAAUAAUAAUCCAUUAAUUCAAGAUUUAAUUAAGGAGUCAAGUUAUGUUAAAGAACAAAUAAAAACUGGCCACUUACAAAAUAUACCUGUAUUAGAUAAUAUUUUAUUAGAAAACCAACGAUUUUCACCUAUUGAAGUAGCUGAAAAAAUAACUGAAAUCAAAAAUGAAGACGAUCAAGAAUUAGAUUCAAAGGCAGAUGAGACAAUAGCAUUAAUUACCACAUCUACAGACCCUAUAGCGCCACUAUCGCCAGAACACAAAGGUAACGUAUUGGAAUAUAACACGCUUAAAAGAAAUUUACCUGUAGGAACCGAUAGAUUGCCUAAGAAAUUUCAAAUAUCUUCCAUUUCUAGUGACAAACAAUACGGUCCCAAAUCUACACAGGUAACUGAACCGCAACCAAUUGUUCGUCCUGAAGCAUCAUCUCUACAUACUGUGACAGAUUCAAAUAAAUCCAACUCACAAAGUUUUAGUUUACAGACAGUAAUACCACCUUUACAACCUAGAUCUGAAUCAUUAAACAAUAAAAAGGAAAUACGAAAAGAAGGAACACCUAGCGAUGGUGAUAACGAUCAGACAGCUAAAGCUCAAAGCAAAGCUCCAUUACCAUACGGUACUCUAAUAACGCAAGCCAUAUUAUCUACUGAGGUUGGGGUUAUUUCAUUAUCUGAUAUUUAUGAAUUUUUAUUAAAAAAUUAUGAAUAUUUUAGAAUUACAACAGCAGAUUGGCAGAAUUCUGUUAGACAUACAUUAUCUCUAAAUUCAGCAUUCCAGAAGAUUCCAAAAAAAAAAAUAUCAUCCAAGGGGAAAGGCAUGGUAUGGUGUAUUGAUAGAGAGUAUAGAGCUGAAUUUCUGAAAAAAUGGGAAAAGGGAUAUGCAAAUAAGAGUAAAAAAAAUGCUGCUGUAGAUAAACAGUUACUCAUUCAUAUGUCAACUCAUAAGUUUAUUCCAGAACCAUAUGAUAACGAAAUCAGACCCCAUGAAAUUAGAACACAAGAUAUGUCCCAGGCAAAGGGGAUCGCAGAUGAAGUACAACAACAGUAA
Maudiozyma saulgeensis is the source of this 1668-nucleotide messenger RNA. The record is from the annotation of a GenBank genome assembly. Lineage: Eukaryota; Fungi; Ascomycota; Saccharomycetes; Saccharomycetales; Saccharomycetaceae.